Diatraea saccharalis (sugarcane borer) is the source of this 1536-nucleotide messenger RNA. The record is from the annotation of a GenBank genome assembly. NCBI's taxonomy places the organism in Eukaryota, Metazoa, Arthropoda, Insecta, Lepidoptera, Crambidae.
UUAUUGUUGAUGAUUGUUGCAAUUUUUCUAAUUAAAAAGUAAACGUUCUUUAUCUGUAAUUUCUGUGAACGAAACUUAAAACUUUUAACACUUAUAAACAUGACUCUAAAUCUGGGUAGAAAGGACGGUGGACCUGGAUACGUGGGGAUACAAUUCUGUCAAGAGUGCAACAACAUGCUUUACCCGCGUGAAGACAAAAACAAUAAAGUCCUCCUGUAUGCCUGCAGAAACUGUGAUUACAAACAGCUAGCGGACUCCAACUGUGUGUAUGUCAACAAAAUUAUGCACGAAGUAGAUGAACUAACUCAUAUCAAUCCUGAUGUUGUAAGCGACCCCACGUUGCCCCGCACGAAAGAUCACAUGUGCCCAAAAUGUAAUCAUAGAGAGGCUGUAUUUUUCCAAGGACAAACGCGCCGCGCUGAAGAGGAAAUGAGACUUUACUACGUGUGUACUAGUUGUAAGCAUAGAUGGACUGAGUGAAUAACUGUAUUGUUGAAUGUGUAUCUUAUUGUUGAUGACAAUCCCAUAAAUGUGAAACUGAAACUAAAUUUCAAGACUUUGUUUUUAAUAGUAACAAUCCGCAGUUUAUCAGUGAUAAAGAUGAUGAAAUAUAUUAAAUGAAAUAAUAAAACCAAUAUUUAUUUUUGUAAUCUUUUAUUAAACCAAAAAUACUGCCAAGCGGUAUGUAAUGUGAUCUAAUAUUAACAGUUAACAAUUCACAGCCAUUGAUUAAUUAUUAAUAAAUUGAACAAUAAUAAGUGGAAACAUUCUCACUAAGUGAACUUGUCUAUUACAAUAGACAACUUAUAAUGUGCAUACUAAGAUCUAAAUGUAAUUUAGGUAUUUCUUCUUAUUUGGCACAAUUUCUAAUAAUCUAUAGACUGUCUUGCUGAGAGUUGAUAAUUAUUAAGAUUAUUAUGUCUAGGAAGAGCAACUGUCUUAAUAAUCACAAUCUAUAUAAUGAGUGAAAUUAUCACAGUGAGCACAGAGGAAGUUGUCAUUCUCUUGUUAUAUUGAAUAAAUAUUGCACUAAAUGAAUUUAAGCCACAAAGUACUACAAUAAUAUUUUUUUACUUACAAAAAAUCUUUCUCUUUUUUUAUUGAAAUUGGAACCCUUGAUUUGAGCUAAAAAAAAUCACUUUUAUCAACUCUCAGUAAACAGAUUAUUUAUUUAACACAUCAUUCAUGAAGAUUUUAGAGAGAUAUAAAUAAAAGAGAACAAUUUUCUUAGAAUAUCUGUAAAAUUUUGAUAUUAUAAUAUUCUCUCUUGGUGACCCAAACACUUAUACUUAAAGGACAAUUUUAUCAUUAUAACAUAAGCCAGUGUCUUUAAUAAUAAAUUGUAUAUAUUUUUUAAUUUUUAAUAUUAAUAACAGGAUAUAAUAACAAUUUUAUAUUAUUCAACAACCUUUGAGGAAGACAGGUUGUUAGAUGAUUGUAUUCAUAUUUUAAAUCAGAAAGCCUAACAUGUUACUUAUAUAAACUAUAAAUAACAUUUAAAUAUGCAAAAUAUCUCAAAAAUUAUUAUAUUAACAA